AUGGCGGCGGGCGGGACGCUGCUGCUCAACCUCAGCCCGGCGCCGCGGGGUCGCAGCCGGGUAGGUGCUGCCAGGGCAGGUCGGGGACCCGGCCCGGGACAAGCGACGGCCAUCCCUUUACCGGGUCUGGGGAGGCUGCUGCCGGCUGAGGCCGUGGCUCUCGUCAGGAGUGGAGCUGGGGGCACCGGCUGGGACUGGCCCGGGGAGCCGCGGGACGGGGUUGGUGUCUGCAGAGGGGCCGGUGUGCUGGGCACGGAGACGGGCCGGCCUUGGGUAGUGGUGGUGGGAAACACGAGCGGCUUCGGACUCGUCUGGUGGCUGCUGAAGCUGUGGUUCUCAGUCAUUAAUGCAUUCUUUCUCUCUGGUUUGUUAACAUUAAAGCAGUCUGGCGCUCUAAAAAGAAAGCUUCAGUCACCAAAUGGAAACCCACCUUUGAAACGUAAAUGUAAGCCAUCAGUAAACACCUUCAAGAAACCUGCUAUAGAGGCUGACAUCAGGCAGAAGGGAAGUUCAUCACAGAAAUCUACUCCUAAGAAGCAGUUGACUGACAACCGAAAUGAAAGUCAGAAAAGCAAACCUUUCAUUAAGACAUCCAGCCUGUUUAGAAACAACCCUGAUAUCCCAAAAAUUCACAGAAAAGCAGUGCAGCAGGUACAAGAAAAUGUUUUCACUACAGAUUCUUUCAGCCAGUUGGACCUCCAUCCACAUCUGAUCUCCACAAUAAACACCGUCCUAAAGAUAAGUAGCAUGACCAGUGUUCAGAAGCAAACAAUUCCUGUUCUCCUGCAAGGCAAAGAUGCUCUAGUGAGAUCUCAGACUGGUUCAGGUAAAACUCUUGCCUACGGAAUUCCACUUGUACAGUCUCUUCAAGGAAUGGAGUCCAAAAUACAGCGCAGUGAUGGGCCUUACGCACUCAUAAUAGUCCCAACAAGAGAGCUUGCACUCCAGAGUUUUGACACAAUGCAGAAGCUACUUAAGCCAUUUGCCUGGAUUGUGCCUGGAGUGCUAAUGGGGGGAGAAAAGAGAAAAUCGGAAAAAGCCAGAUUACGGAAAGGAAUAAAUAUCCUCAUUUCAACUCCUGGUCGCCUGGUUGAUCACAUCAAGUCCACAGAAUGUAUUCAUUUCCGUCGCACUCAGUGGCUGAUUAUUGAUGAAGCAGACAGGAUUCUGGACCUGGGCUUUGAGAAGGAUGUAACUGUGAUACUCAAUGCUUUAAAUGCCGAGAGGGAGACCCGUCAGAAUGUCCUGCUCUCAGCCACCCUCACGGAAGGAGUAACACGACUGGCUGAUAUCAGUUUGAAUGAUCCCAUCAGCAUUUCCAUAGCAGAUGAAACCCAGAUCAGACCAGCAUCACAAAUGGAUGGACAAUCCAGUAGUUCAUCAAACUGCAUGGAGCAGGAAAACUUUGCUGUUCCAGAGAAGCUCAAGCAGUAUGUCAUGGUGGUCCCCAGCAAAUUGAGGCUUGUCACGUUAGCAGCUUUUAUCCUUGAGAAAUGCAAGUUUGAAAAACACCACAAGAUGAUCAUCUUUUUCUCCAGCUGUGAACAAGUGGAAUUCUACUAUGAGCUCCUCUUAAAGGUCCUUUCAGGAGGGCUGGAAUCAGAACAACCUGAACAUUCAUCUCUCUCUUCUGCACGCUUACAGUUUCUACGACUGCAUGGCAAUAUGGAACAGGAAGAAAGAACAGAGGUCUUCCAGGAGUUCUUAAAAUCCAAGACCGGCAUCUUGCUUUGCACUGAUGUUGCAGCACGUGGAUUAGACCUGCCUCAAGUGACAUGGAUUGUGCAGUAUAAUGCUCCAGCUUCACCUGCGGAAUACAUCCACCGGAUCGGGAGGACGGCUCGCAUUGGCUGUCACGGGAACAGCCUGCUUGUCCUGGCGCCUUCGGAGGCAGAAUAUGUCAGCUUGCUGGCUUCUCACAAGAUUAAUGUUUCAGAGAUAAAGAUGGAGAAAGUAUUAUCCAGCCUGAUGAAAGACGAUCGCUUCAAGUUGCACAGACCAAGAAGAAAGCAAUCCUGUGGCACGGACCCUCAGGAAGUCCGGGAGCGGGCCACGGUCUUGCAGACUAAAUUUGAAGACCACGUUCACUCCAGCGAGGGCACUGUCCGGUGGGCAAAGAAAGCACUGCAGUCUUUCCUUUGUGCCUAUACCACCUAUCCCAGGAACCUCAAGCACAUCUUCCACAUCAAAUCUCUCCACCUGGGUCAUUUGGCCAAGAGCUUUGGCCUGAGAGAUGCCCCCCAGAACCUGACUGCUUUUCCAGCUGCAGGCUCAAAGAAGAAAGCCAAACCAAGACCAAAAAGGUCUGACCUUCUCAAGAAGACCCGUGGCAAACAUUGCCUUGCUGAGAUCUUGCGAUCUGAAUAUUCCAGUGGGAUGGACACGGGUGUAUCCAAGGUCAAGAAGAAGAAAAAACAGAGAAAACCUGGCAACCAGCAGAUUCCAACAUAAGUCAGGACCUUCCAGUGGUUGGAUGCAAAACCUGCUUGAGUGCCUCUGCUGGGGGUCAGGGUGACCUGCCAAAUGAACACAGGAAUGUUUCAAUUUAUCAGGCAAAUAUGGGAGGGAUCUUGGUGUUCUUGGCCUCCUCCCUUUCAUUCCAUAGGUCCAAAUGGAAUCGAAUCCAGGCGUGUCCUGUUGCACUGCUGCAAUUGAAUGUGGCCUCAUAGAGAUGCACCACGUUUCUAAGGUGGUUUUUUUACAAGAAAAAUAAAAAAGGUUAAAUAUGUUUUUCAGAAAAA
This is a messenger RNA of Neopsephotus bourkii (Bourke's parrot), 2741 nucleotides long. It is a transcript of the gene DDX31, whose product is annotated as DEAD-box helicase 31. Gene Ontology annotation, biological process: ribosome biogenesis. The transcript has 22 exons. Gene Ontology annotation, cellular component: nucleus. The record is from RefSeq and is a predicted model, not a curated record. The coding region runs from base 1 to 2451 and encodes 816 amino acids. NCBI's taxonomy places the organism in Eukaryota, Metazoa, Chordata, Aves, Psittaciformes, Psittacidae. Gene Ontology annotation, molecular function: nucleic acid binding; RNA helicase activity; ATP binding.